Molecule: messenger RNA, 1387 nt
Organism: Salmo salar (Atlantic salmon)
Lineage: Eukaryota; Metazoa; Chordata; Actinopteri; Salmoniformes; Salmonidae
Gene: hc127
Product: Hepatocellular carcinoma-associated antigen 127
Biological process (GO): positive regulation of neuron differentiation
Cellular component (GO): nucleus
Source: RefSeq, a predicted model, not a curated record
AACAGUUUCCAGCGGGGGGCACUGCUUUACCCAGCGCAUGCGUGCUGCUUCAUAGCGCAUGUCACGGCUGAAGGUAUUGUGUUUUUAUUAGCUAGCUGGGUAGACCACCCUGUCCUUCCAUUAACAUCUAACUUAUCUGGGCCUAAAGUCAAAACCAUGGGGGACGAACAAGAGAUCAUGUGCAAACUAGAAAACAUUAUGGAAAUACGGAAUAAGACGGUACAGAUGCAGAAGAUCAAGUCUCGUCUGAAGUCAGAGUUUGAGUCCCUAGAGUCUGAGGAGAAACAUCUGAAGGAAUACAAACAGGAGAUGGACCUCCUCCUGCAGGAGAAGAUGGCCCAUGUAGAGGAGCUACGACUCAUACAUGCUGAUAUCAACGUGAUGGAGAGCACUAUAAAGCAGUCAGAGAACGACCUGAACAAGCUGUUGGAGACGACGCGGAGGCUCCAUGACGAGUACAAACCCCUGAAGGAACAUGUAGACGCCCUGAGGAUGACCCUGGGCCUUCACAGACUGCCCAACCUCAACGAAGAGGAGGAGAAACUCUCUCUGGAUUACUUUGAGAAGCAGAAGGCUGAGUGGCAGAAGGAGCCUCAUGAGCCCACCAUCCCAGAAUCCCUUGCAGCAGCGGCUGCCGCGGCCCAACAGCUCCAGGUCUCCCGGAAACAAGAUGCUCGCCAGACUGCCACCUUCAGACAACAGCCUCCUCCCAUGAAGGUACACAGUACACACCCUCCUAUGAAGGCCUGUCUGUCAUGCCACCAACAGAUCCAUCGUAACGCUCCUAUCUGUCCACUGUGUAAGGCCAAAAGUCGCUCCCGCAACCCCAAGAAACCUAAGAGGAAGCCUGACGAGUAGACACACACUCCUACUACCACCUCAUAUUGCUAAAUUUCACAUCUGGAAUUCAGUAAUACAUGUCAUAACCUUUCCCCAUGCCAUGGAACCUACAUUUAGUGUAAUCGUCAUUAUCCUAAGUGUUUUCUUUUUAACAGUGCUUGAGUGUUGAAAUGUAAUUGUUAACUUUAAGGUUUAAUAGAACCUAACCAUGUUAUAUGCAAUAAUUCACAAUAUUAUACUGUAACUGUACCCAUGUUGUGAUUGGUUCUGGCAUUACAUGUAAAACAUACUGCAUUUACUUGUUACUCUGUAUUUAACAUGUUUGCAUUGCAUGAACACUUUCCAUGGCUGAACUAUAAUGACUGUGCUGUAACGGUUUGCGAUGAUAUGAAAGUGGGUUCAUUGUUGGAGUGUAUAACCCAGGAAGUUGUUCUAAUGUUUACUGAAGGCAUAAUGGACGGUCAAGGACUGAGAAAACCAUGACGCUUAUUUGCUUUUAACAGUGUUGUAUGUGAAACUUGAAGACAAAAAUAAAGUGUAUUUUGUA